Molecule: messenger RNA, 965 nt
Organism: Hibiscus syriacus
Lineage: Eukaryota; Viridiplantae; Streptophyta; Magnoliopsida; Malvales; Malvaceae
Product: myb-related protein 315-like
Exons: 3
Coding region: 90-794 (234 amino acids)
Source: RefSeq, a predicted model, not a curated record
UCAUCUUUAAUUGUCUUUUUUUCUUGAACAACAUCAGCUAGCAUUGCAUCUUAACACCCUUUUUAGAUUUCUAGGUUUUUUCUUGGAAAAUGGGACGAAAACCAUGUUGUGAUAAAGUUGGAUUAAAACGAGGUCCAUGGUCGAUCGAGGAAGAUCAUAAACUGAUGAACUUUAUAUUCAACAAUGGUACUAUUCCUUGCUGGAGAAAUGUUCCCAAGCUUGCCGGCCUUUUAAGAUGUGGGAAAAGUUGCAGAUUAAGAUGGAUAAAUUAUCUUAGACCGGAUCUUAAGAGAGGGUCGUUUACGGAAUCCGAAGAAGAUCAGAUUAUUCGACUACAUUCUCAUCUCGGAAACAGGUGGUCUAAGAUCGCUUCCCAUUUUCCGGGUAGAACAGACAACGAAAUCAAGAAUCAUUGGAAUACCAAAAUCAAGAAGAAGCUGAAGCUUCUUGGUCUGGACCCCGUGACACACAAGCCUGUCGAGAAAAUCGACGGUAAAAAAGAACACGAGGAAAGCUCAGAGAUUAUUUCUGAAUCAGCCACUGAGUCCGAGGAUGCUGCAUGCAAGGGGGGUGAAGAGAUUCAAGUGACUUUGGAUGACUACGACGUAUUGUGUGGAAGCUUGGACUUGGAUCAUUCUUCAUACACGUCUUCGUUUUCAAUGGCUCAAGAAGAAGACUGUUUAAAGCAAUGGGUUGAUUGUGUGGAUUCAUUUCUGUCAUGGGAUGAUACCUUUUUUCCGGUUGAAGAAGACAACUCGUUUCUUCCUUGGGAAAUUAGCCAAAUUGGUGUUUGAAGCGUAGUUUUCUUUUGAAAUUUCACAGCAGAAGGAAAAGUGAUUCAGAUUGAUGAAUAUGGUUUGUGUAAUUAUCAAGAAAGUGAUGUUUUUAAGGUUAAAUUUCUCUGUGAUUUGAUACGUAAUAGUGAAACUGUAAAAAUCUUUUUGUCUUCCCAAUUUGUCACACAU